Molecule: messenger RNA, 4011 nt
Organism: Salvelinus namaycush (lake trout)
Lineage: Eukaryota; Metazoa; Chordata; Actinopteri; Salmoniformes; Salmonidae
Product: oxysterol-binding protein-related protein 3-like
Exons: 22
Coding region: 135-2756 (873 amino acids)
Cellular component (GO): perinuclear endoplasmic reticulum; plasma membrane; intracellular membrane-bounded organelle
Molecular function (GO): cholesterol binding
Source: RefSeq, a predicted model, not a curated record
AUCCCAGCCUCAGCAUUCAUUCACGCACACAACAAGCCAUGGAGUAAUACUUCCUUCAAUUUGUGCUGGAUUUCAUUCACUGCAGUUUUCAUCUCAAACGUUGGUAGUCAUGGUGACAGUCUCUUGAUGUCGGAAUGCUAAGUAACAGGAAGAUGACAUCAGUGUCCCCUACCCACAGUGACGGCAGCGCCAGCUCGUCCAAACAUGACAACCAUCAGGACAGCUGGGAGAUCAUCGAGGGCCUGAAGGGUAACCCUGGCAACAUCCAGGAGCCAGAGAAACAGGAGGGCUUCCUGCUCAAGAGGAGGAAAUGGCCCAUGAAAGGAUGGCAAAAGAGAUACUUCUUGCUGGAGAAAGGCAUUCUGAAGUACUCAAAACGUGGAGCUGAUAAGGGCAAGCUGCAUGGCUGCAUUGAUGUGGGGCUGUCUGUCAUGUCAAUCAAGAAGAAAACCAAGGCCAUAGAUCUGGACACCAACAACAACAUUUAUCACCUCAAGGUGAAGUCUGACAAGUCUCAGGAAAUGAAGUCACAGCAGCUGUUUGAUGAUUGGGUAUCAAAGCUGCGACAUCACCGCGUCUUCCGUCAAAACGAGAUCGCGAUGUACCCCCACGAGAGGCUUCUAUUCCACCCCUCCUCACACCUCUCUCCCAACCCCAACGACUCCAUGAGACAGCGCCACUCCAGUCUGGCUAAGCAGGCGUCAGUUGUCCAGCAGGCUAAGGUCAGUGCCUGGCUCCACUCCUCAGAAGACAUGGAAAAGUGCUGCAGAGAUUUAGAGGAGUGUGAGUCUUACCUGUUGGAACUCAACCUGUUACUGAAGAGUAUGGAGGUUCUCCACCGCACUUACUCUGCCCCCGCCAUCAGCCUCAUGGCCUCAACAUACGACAUUCCCAAGAAGGAGAAGAGGGGUCCCAGGAAGUGGCGUUCAAAAAAUACCAAAGAUACCAAAAAAGAUAUCAUAGCCACGCUACAGGUUCCUGGCUGUGUCUCCCCACCUGCCUCUCCUCAUCUCCAUACCUCCCACCCAAAUCUCUCUACUGUUGAAGCCAACAUCCAGGAGGCCUUUGCUUUCCUGGACUCCCCAGACUCACCUACUGAUGCCAACCGCCUCCAGGAGGACUUCUGCAGGCUCGCUAACAACAUUCACUCCACUCUGCGGUCAGCCUAUAGUUCUCUGUCAGCAGAGAGAGACAGAGUGAGACACACUAUUGACCUGAAGGCUCCUCCUCCAGCACAGGUCAUGGGCCUCAAGACUGACUAUGGCUCAGUGAGUAAGGAUCUCCCAGAUGGAUCCCGCCCCCUUGUCCACCAGGUGUCCAAUGAGAGUCGAGCGUCCAUCCCUGAGUCCAUGUCCGAGUUCUUUGAUGCUCAGGAGUACCAGCUGACCUCCAGCUCCUCUGAGAACGAGGCCUCUGAUGAUGACUCGUAUAUCAGCGACGUCAGCGACAGCCUUUCCAUGGACAACGGCUACAGCAAUGAGAGAGGAAGCGAGAGACAUGACUCAGGCUCAGGAGGAAGUGGUGUUCAGGUGGCCCGCAGGCGGACUACCCUCCCCUCCCCUCAGCCCAGCAGCAGCAGUGUCAGUCUAUGGAACAUCCUCAAGAACAACAUAGGGAAGGACCUGUCCAAGGUAGCCAUGCCUGUUCAGCUCAACGAGCCUCUCAACACACUACAGAGACUGUGUGAGGAGGUGGAGUACUCAGAGCUGCUGGAUACAGCGAACCACACACAGGACCCGUACCAGAGAAUGGUGUAUGUGGCGACGUUUGCGGUGUCUGCGUACGCCUCCAGUUACCACCGGGCAGGAAGUAAACCCUUUAACCCCGUCCUAGGAGAGACCUACGAGUGUGACAGACCUGACAAGGGCUUCCGGUUCAUAGCAGAACAGGUGAGCCAUCACCCACCUGUGUCAGCAUGUCACUGUGACUCUAACAACUUCACUUUUUGGCAAGAUGUCCAGUGGAAGAAUAAGUUCUGGGGGAAAUCCAUGGAGAUUGUUCGCAUUGGAACCACUCAUGUGACCCUGCCAGCGUUUGGGGACCACUAUGAGUGGAACAAGGUAACUUCCUGCAUCCACAACAUCCUGAGUGGCCAGCGCUGGAUAGAACACUACGGAGAGAUGUCAAUCAAAAACACCAGCAGUGACGACUGCCAGUGUAAAGUGACUUUCGUCAAGGCGAGAUCGUGGAGCUCAACGGUUAACGAGAUAGAGGGCAUGGUCACGGACACAGGGGGGCGUGUCAUCCACUCCUUCUUUGGCAAAUGGCACGAGGGCGUGUACCAAGGAGUCCCACCUUCUGCUAUCUGCAUCUGGAGAGCAAACCCCAUGCCUGUGGACCAGGACCAGUACUAUGGCUUCACUCAGUUUGCUGUAGAGCUGAAUGAGCUUGACGCUGCCCUGAAGCCCCUCCUACCCCCCACAGACACACGCUUCCGGCUCGACCAGAGGUGUUUGGAAGAAGGGAACGUUGAGGGGGCUGAGGAGCAGAAACGAAGGAUAGAGGAGCUCCAGAGGGGGAGGAGGAAAGUCCUGGAGGAGAACAAUGUGACACACAAACCACGCUUCUUCAAGUACGCCACCGUGUGUGUCUCUUUCUGUCUGACUUUAGCAGACAAGGGAGUUCAUUGGUCACACAUUUGGCCUCGAACACAGAACAAGAAAUCAAAGGAUGACACGUGGCUGAGCUCUAAUAUAUACUGGGAGCAGCGGAAGAACCCCAGGUUCAGCAGAGAGGACUUCCCUGUGCUGUGGUGACCUCUGACCUUACCUAUAACCCUGUGACCCCAUGGGAGCACAGAUCUAGGGUCAGAUUAUUCUCGCCUACAACAAACCUUAACCAAUACAGGGAAAACUCAAAACUGACCUUAGGUCAGCACUUGGGGACAACACUCUGUCCUGUUGACUAUGGACCGCUGAGUGUCAGGGCCCACGGCCAAAUUUGGGCUUCCUGCUUCUGUAGGUGGAGACGGAGACGGAGCUAACUUAAGACGGAGCUUUCACUUGACUCUGUGUUUAAAAGAAAAGAGCUUCCUGUUUUGUUUUUGUCAUUACUUUAGUCUAUCUUCUUUCAAUGUCAUCCUUUUCUCUGUAUAUUUGUCAAAUGUAUAUUUUAUGCUGUCACUUUAGUACGGAUGCAGUCCAGCCACCAAAGUGUCUUAAUUGAGCAAUAAGGCCCGAGGAGGUGUGGUAUAUGGUCAACAUACCACGGCUACGCGGAGUGCCUGGAUACAGCAAUUAGCCGGGGUAUAUUGACCAUAUACCGCAAACCCCCAAGGUACCUUAUUAUUAUUAUUAUUAUUAUUAUUAUUAUUAUAAACUGCUUACCAAUGUAAUCAGAACAGUAAAAAAAAGAAUUUGUCAUACCCAUGGUAUACGGUCUAAUAUACCACAGCUUUCAGCCAAUCAGCAUUCAGGGCUCAAACCACCCAGUUUAUAAUAUGGAAUGAUUUACUACUCAGGAAAACCUGCUGUAGAUGAUUAUGCAAAUCCUCACUCACAGUUGGUGAGUUAAAGUGCCUCAUUGCACUUUUAUGAUGUCAUACCACUCUUAUUAAUGUAGUCUAAAGAAGCACACCGAUGGAGUCUUGUAACUAGGAGAUUGUACUUUUUCUAAAGGUCAAACACUUUACUGUACAAUUCUGUCCAAUCACAAUACAGACUGUCUUAACUCCUCAACCAUUGGCUGACAGAACUUAUGAAAUAAGGCCACAUGGAAAUUCAUAAGACUGAGUGUUAAUGCCUGUGUGCUGCCCCGUGAUAAGAUUAUAUGUACUGUAUAUCAGUAAAGUAAUAGAGCAUUAUCUAUGAAGAUGAACAAUAAAACAGUGGAACUGUUAUACUAGAGUCAGAAUGACAACUUUGUGUGUGUGGUCAUGUGUUCGUUUGGCAUGUACAAUGCUUAAUUUGAGACAAAUUUUGUUCCGGAACCUACGUGUAUUUGGUCAGAUCCGGUUACUCUCAUGGCAUGAACAAUUAUUUUCAAUGUACAAAUUCUAAUAAAAGCAAUCAA